GUUGAGGCUGCGGCUGCCAGUCGAUUUCCAGCACGCGCGUGGCCGCUGGAGCUGGGUAGCAGCGAGGAUCCGCCAGGGGUGCGGGCGACGGCUUCAGCCGCACCGCGGGCUGGCCAAGGCUGCGCGCCGGACUCCGACUCUCAGCAAAAGUGUCUCUGGCCAGGAGGAGCUGAAGUUCUGCAGGACAUUGGUCCGCCCGGGGACGGUCCACUCCGCGGGGACUUUGGAUAAGAACCUCCUCUACAGCGGUGAGGUCACACCCUUUGGAGCCCUCCCUCUUCCCACCCCUCCCGCUCCCGGGUCUCCUUUGGCCUGGGGUAACCCGAGGUGCAGAGGGCCGAGAAUGAGGCGACUGCGGAGGAUGGAGAAAUAGCCCCGGGUCCCGUGGAAAAUGAGGCCGGCGAACCUGCUGCAGCUGGUGCUGCUGCUUGCCCUGCCCAGGGGCCUGGGCGGAAAGGGGUGUUUGUCUCCACCCUGCGAGUGCCAUCAGGAGGAGGACUUCAGAGUCACCUGCAAGGAUAUUCAACGCAUCCCCAGCUUACCGCCCAGUACGCAGACUCUGAGGCUUAUUGAGACUCACCUGAGAACCAUUCCAAGUUGUGCAUUUUCUAAUCUGCCCAAUAUUUCCAGAAUCUACUUAUCUAUAGAUGCAACUCUGCAGCAGCUGGAAUCACACUCCUUCUACAAUUUGAGUAAAGUGACUCACAUAGAAAUUCGGAACACCAGGAGCUUAACUUACAUAGACCCUGAUGCCCUCAAAGAGCUCCCCCUCCUAAAGUUCCUUGGCAUUUUCAACACUGGACUUAAAAUGUUCCCUGACCUGACCAAAGUUUAUUCCAUUGACAUAUUCUUUAUACUUGAAAUCACAGACAACCCUUACAUGACAUCAAUCCCUGUGAAUGCUUUUCAGGGACUAUGCAAUGAAACUUUGACACUGAAGCUAUACAACAAUGGCUUCACUUCAAUCCAAGGACACGCUUUCAAUGGGACAAAGCUGGAUGCUGUUUACCUAAACAAGAAUAAAUACCUGACAGUUAUUGACAAAGAUGCAUUUGGAGGAGUAUACAGUGGACCAACCUUGCUGGACGUGUCUCAUACCAGUGUCACUGCCCUUCCAUCCAAAGGCCUGGAGCACCUGAAGGAACUGAUAGCAAGAAACACUUGGACUCUUAAGAAACUUCCACUUUCCUUGAGUUUCCUUCACCUUACACGGGCUGACCUUUCUUAUCCAAGCCACUGCUGUGCUUUUAAGAAUCAGAAGAAAAUCAGAGGAAUCCUUGAGUCUUUGAUGUGUAAUGAGAGCAAUAUGCAGAGCUUGCGCCAGAGAAAAUCUGUGAAUGCCUUGAAUAGCCCCUUCUACCAGGAAUAUGAAGAUAAUCUGGGUGACAGCAGUGUUGGGUACAAGGAAAAGUCCACGCUCCAGGAUACUCCUAGCAAUGCUCAUUAUUAUGUCUUCUUUGAAGAACAAGAGGAUGAGAUCAUUGGUUUUGGCCAGGAACUCAAAAACCCCCAGGAAGAGACCCUACAAGCUUUUGAUAGCCAUUAUGACUACACCGUGUGUGGGAACAAUGAAGACAUGGUGUGUACCCCCAAGUCGGAUGAGUUCAACCCGUGUGAAGACAUAAUGGGCUACAGCUUCCUGAGAAUUGUGGUGUGGUUUGUUAGUCUGCUGGCUCUCCUGGGCAAUGUCUUUGUUCUGCUUAUUCUCCUCACCAGCCACUACAAACUGAAUGUCCCCCGCUUUCUCAUGUGCAACCUGGCCUUUGCAGAUUUGUGCAUGGGGAUGUACCUACUCCUCAUCGCCUCUGUAGACCUCUACACUCACUCUGAGUACUACAACCAUGCCAUUGACUGGCAGACAGGCCCUGGGUGCAACACAGCUGGUUUCUUCACUGUCUUUGCAAGCGAGUUGUCUGUGUAUACACUGACGGUCAUCACCCUGGAGCGCUGGUAUGCCAUCACCUUCGCCAUGCGCCUGGAUCGGAAGAUCCGCCUCAGGCAUGCAUGUGCCAUCAUGUUCGGGGGCUGGGUUUGCUGCUUUCUUCUUGCCCUGCUCCCUUUGGUGGGAAUAAGUAGCUAUGCCAAAGUCAGCAUCUGCCUGCCCAUGGACACGGAGACCCCUCUGGCUCUGGCAUAUAUUGUUUUUGUUCUGACACUCAACAUAGUUGCCUUCGUCAUUGUCUGCUCCUGUUAUGUGAAGAUCUACAUCACAGUCCGAAAUCCGCAGUACAACCCAGGGGACAAAGAUACCAAAAUUGCCAAGAGGAUGGCUGUGUUGAUCUUCACUGACUUCAUGUGCAUGGCCCCAAUCUCGUUCUACGCUCUGUCAGCCAUUCUGAACAAGCCUCUCAUCACUGUUAGCAACUCCAAAAUUUUGCUGGUCCUCUUCUAUCCACUUAACUCCUGUGCCAAUCCAUUCCUGUAUGCUAUUUUCACCAAGGCCUUCCAGAGGGAUGUGUUCAUCCUACUCAGCAAGUUUGGCAUCUGUAAACGCCAGGCUCAGGCAUACCGGGGGCAGAGGGUUCCUCCAAAGAAUAGCACUGAUGUUCAGGUUCCAAAGGUUACCCAGGACAUGAGGCAGAGUCUCCCCAACAUGCAAGAUGUCUACGAACUGCUUGAAAACUCCCAUCUAACCCCAAAGAAGCGGGGCCAAAUCUCAGAAGAGUAUAUGCAAACAGUUUUGUAAGUUGACACUACGCUAUGCACAAUGGUGGGGGAACUUACAAAAGAAUCGUUUUUUAAAUAUGCAUUCCAAUCCCAUGACACCCCUAACACCUAGCUGCCCUCACUGUUGUGCAGGCGAUGUUUCAAUGUUUCAUGGGGCAAGAGUUUAAUCUCUGGAGAGUGAUUAGUAUUAACCUAAUCAUUGCCUCCAAGAAGGAAGUUAGGCUACCAGAAUAUUUGAAUCCCAGGUGGAAUCAAAAUAAUCUUCUUUCUAGAAGACUUUCUUGAUGUUAAGUCCAGAGAUGGCAUUGUGUAAGAUGUUCAGUAAAUAUUAACUGAGCCAUGUCAAUAUAGAGCUUCUCAGUUUUGUAUAGCGUUUCAUACUAAAGAUUCAGCAAAUGGAAAUGCUAUUAAUUUGGUUGGUGACCACAAGAUAAAAUCAGUCCCAUGUGGGCUCAGUUCGACUUGAUGUUCUCUGAUCCAAAGAGAAUUUGAUUUUCUUAAAACUGAAAAGCCAAACACAACGAGCUGUCAUACAAGCAACAGCUAUUAUGAGACAUGAAGGAGGGAAAGAAUUAGCUUUGAGUUUGGUUUUGCUUUAUUUGUUUUUUAAAUCAACCUAUUAAUCAUCUCUUCUCAAGAAUCCACCUGAUGUGGUCCAGCUAUUAACUGUUGCCUGGAAAAGCUGGCAAGAUUUCGGCUUAUGUGGCCUAGCAAACUAAGAAUUGCUCUUCUUGGCCAGCCUCAUAGCAUAAAAGAUUUGAACUUUAGAAAGUCUUUCUAAGUAGCAAUAAGUAGGAAUUGUGGGCAGAGCACACUCAAUCCCCUGUUGAUUAAUAAAACAAACUGGACACUAACUAUGGUACUUCGGGCAAAUCACUUGGCCUCAGAAAUCUGUAGAAUUGAAGGAGUCCAAUAACUUCUUCCAAUUUUAAAACUCUAGUAUAUCCCUUUCCCUUGAAACAUGUAUUUCUAAGAUAAAGAGAAAGAAGAGCACUAAGUAGAAUCUGCUUUUCCUGUUUUUUAGGGAUGCUGUCUCCUUCUCCUUGGAGCCUAGACAUAUGACCCUAGAAAUUUUUCCUUUGUUUCACUUUUGGUUAUAAUGUCCGAACCAAAAAUUCAACUGAGUGAUCAUAUUCGGCUGGAUCUGAAUCACUCAUUUAAUUAUUAGAUCUACCCAGCUACACUUAUUAGGCCAAAAACAGAUGUGUGUUUGUAGAAAAGAAUAAAUGAUAGUUACACAUUUUGGUUAUUUAGAGUUGCUACUUCACUAUGAAGAGUCACUUCAAAACACUCUGCUUAUCUUUAGGGAUGGGUUUUGCCUUUCCAGCCCACAGUAUUGUUGUAUCCAAGUGAGUUAGAAGGAAAACGCCAUGCUCUGAGUUCAAAUUCAGGAGUCCUUUUAUUGCCGUCAACCGAGAGUCAGCUCACACUCAAAAUCUCUCGGCCCUAAGGAAGGGGCCUGAUUAUGUUUUAUACCUUGAUUUAGGUAGGGGAGGGGAGUACCUGGCUGAAGUGAAAUUUUACAGAAGCAGAAAAGCAGGUUAGAGGAAGAGGCUGCAGGCACAGGUGGUUUCCAUACAAUUACCAAGGACGGGGGUGACCAGGCUCCUUCUACACAAAGAUAAAAGGGAAACUUUUUUCUUACAAUAGCAUGGGGGAGGUAUGCCAAGCAGGACAUGGUUACGACGGUUACAGGUGUUAAGAACAGUAUGCUUCAAUGCCUCUAAGUGCAGCAUGACCCAGUUAUGCACCCAAGGGGCUGCGGUAAGGAGGGGGAAGCCAGGCUGGAAAUUACAGCUAAAAUGGAGUCAGUUAUGCUAGCCCAGGGUAGGUUAUUACAGUGUGAUACUAAAGCUGUCAAGAGAGGUUUCUUCUUUUCUGAAACUGCCAGCUCUUUCCAGCCCUGUUGAUCACUGGACAUAAAACCUCUUUUUCCCAAUAAUUAUUCUUUACCUACAAUAGUAAGGAUCUUCAUCUACAGCUGUACGCUUCAGGUUACCUGUCAUGAUAGCCCCCUAAUGUCCUGCUAGAAAAGUCUCCAAGCAGAGAUGACAUUACUUCUGAGCGCUCAUGAACCACACCAUGAAAUAAAAGCUCUUUGUUGUUUUAAGUCUGCGGAGUGUGGUUAAUGGAUCCCCACAGAUGGCCCCUGCUGGACUCACCUGGAAUCUCUCCCUAGUCAUACCCAUUCAUCGCUAUCAAUGAGACUUGCACAUCUUAACAGAAAUAUUAUGAACAUCUGAAAUCAUGACUGACCUAGAAUUUCGCUUGUAACUAAUGAAAUUAAACAAAUGUGUUGCCUUUUGUCGUGUGUCUCUCCUGUGACAUUUUGAAAUACCACAUCUUGAUAAAUAAUGUGUUUCAUCUUGAAUAGCUGAACUAAUGCUUUGGAAACAGAAUCCUAGAAAAGUGACUUCAACAGAAUUGUUACUAAAAUUUGCACUCACGACAUGAAAUAAAUUUUCUUCCUAUGAAACAAUUGUG
Molecule: messenger RNA, 5151 nt
Organism: Callithrix jacchus (white-tufted-ear marmoset)
Lineage: Eukaryota; Metazoa; Chordata; Mammalia; Primates; Cebidae
Gene: TSHR
Product: thyroid stimulating hormone receptor
Biological process (GO): hormone-mediated signaling pathway; adenylate cyclase-activating G protein-coupled receptor signaling pathway; activation of adenylate cyclase activity
Cellular component (GO): plasma membrane
Molecular function (GO): G protein-coupled peptide receptor activity; thyroid-stimulating hormone receptor activity
Source: RefSeq, a predicted model, not a curated record